This is a messenger RNA of Antechinus flavipes (yellow-footed antechinus), 1138 nucleotides long. Its product is annotated as angiopoietin-related protein 5-like. NCBI's taxonomy places the organism in Eukaryota, Metazoa, Chordata, Mammalia, Dasyuromorphia, Dasyuridae. The record is from RefSeq and is a predicted model, not a curated record. The transcript is spliced from 7 exons. Bases 119 to 967 code for a protein of 282 amino acids.
CAAGCCAAGUGGGGCCACCCUGCCCCGCCCCGAGGCCGCCUCUCCCAAGAGGUAUAAACAGCCCGAGCCUCCGAGUGGGGCACCAGGGCUUCUGGGAGGCAGGAGACCGAGCAGAACAAUGGCACCGGUGACUCAGUUGGGCUUUGUCCUUGUCAUCGUCCUCCUCUGCCGGACGUCCAUCACUUCAGGAACGGUGAAGCUUCGGAUGCCAGUGAAAAAUGCCAAGCUGAAGGAGCAAGGGAAGGACUGCUCCCAGAUCUGGACAGACAACCCGCAGUCCCCCAGCGACAUCUAUGUCAUCAGGCCAGAGGGGGCCCCCGACGCCUUCCAGGUGUACUGCGACAUGCAAAAAGAUGGCGGCUGGACGGUCUUCCAGAGGCGGACCGGGGGCAACGGCAGGCCUUUGGCCUUUGACCGAGUCUGGUGGGAGUACGAUAACGGCUUUGGCGACGUGGAAGGCGAGCACUGGCUGGGCCUGUCCAAGCUUCACUCCCUGACGCACCAGCCCGGCGUCCGCACCCAGCUCCGAGUGGACCUGCACAGCUUUGAAAACGAGAGCCGCCACGCCCUCUAUGAUUCCUUCCAGGUCGGGGACGCGGCCAGUUUCUACACCCUGACCCUGGGCAGGUACUCCGGAAAUGCAGGAGACGCUUUCCGUGGUGAAAACUGGGCGGGAGCCGCCUCCCAGGAGGGCACUGCCUUCAGUACCCUGGACAGGGACCACGACUCCUGCAACCCCUGUAUCAGCGGGGAUAUAGCCUUCAAUGAGUGCAGCCAGUGGCAUGGGGGAGCAGGCUGGUGGUUCAGCGACUGUGGGGAGGCCAACCUCCAUGGGGACUGGCACCCUGAGGGGGACCACAAAAGCUGGAGCUCUGACAUCCACUGGGGAACCUGGAGCCCAACGGAUUCUCUAAAGGCCACCGAGAUGAAGGUGAAGACCAUCAAGAAGGCUGCAACUAAGGCUUAGGAGCCAAGGGCCUUUCCAGCUGCCCCCAGAAGCAGAUCAGAAAGGUGGCCGGCCCAGAGAGCCAACGAGAGGAGGCCUGGAGAUGACAGUGUGAUCUCAUGGGACUGAGAAAUUGGGGAGCUGUCUGCUGUAGAUACUGGGGAAUGAUCAAUAAAAAUGGAGAUUACAGCC